Myotis davidii is the source of this 1858-nucleotide messenger RNA. RefSeq names its product cullin 2 (gene CUL2). NCBI's taxonomy places the organism in Eukaryota, Metazoa, Chordata, Mammalia, Chiroptera, Vespertilionidae. The annotation marks the transcript as partial. The record is from RefSeq and is a predicted model, not a curated record. Gene Ontology annotation, biological process: protein ubiquitination; SCF-dependent proteasomal ubiquitin-dependent protein catabolic process. Gene Ontology annotation, cellular component: Cul2-RING ubiquitin ligase complex; SCF ubiquitin ligase complex. Gene Ontology annotation, molecular function: ubiquitin protein ligase binding. The transcript has 17 exons.
CACAGUGGGAAACCAGAGAACAGAUGUUGUCUUCCUUGUUUGACCUGACUACAGACUAGCUUGGUGUUUCAAAAUCCCCAGUAUUAAGGGAAAACUAAAUUUCAACACUAAACUUGCACAAUGUCUUUGAAACCAAGAGUUGUAGAUUUUGAUGAAACAUGGAAUAAACUUUUAACGACAAUCAAAGCUGUUGUCAUGUUGGAAUACGUCGAAAGAGCAACAUGGAAUGAUCGCUUCUCAGAUAUCUAUGCUUUAUGUGUGGCCUAUCCUGAACCCCUUGGAGAAAGACUUUAUACAGAAACUAAGAUUUUUUUGGAAAAUCACGUACGGCAUUUGCACAAGAGAGUUCUGGAGUCUGAAGAGCAAGUACUUGUUAUGUAUCAUAGGUAUUGGGAGGAAUAUAGCAAGGGUGCAGACUAUAUGGACUGCUUGUAUAGGUAUCUCAACACCCAGUUUAUUAAAAAAAAUAAAUUGACAGAAGCUGACCUUCAGUAUGGCUAUGGUGGUGUAGAUAUGAAUGAACCUCUUAUGGAAAUAGGAGAGCUAGCAUUGGAUAUGUGGAGGAAAUUAAUGGUUGAACCGCUUCAGACCAUCCUUAUCCGAAUGCUGCUCCGAGAAAUCAAAAAUGAUCGUGGUGGAGAAGACCCAAACCAGAAAGUAAUCCAUGGGGUUAUUAACUCCUUUGUUCAUGUUGAACAGUAUAAGAAAAAAUUCCCCUUAAAGUUUUAUCAGGAAAUCUUUGAGUCCCCCUUUCUGACUGAAACAGGAGAGUAUUACAAACAAGAAGCUUCAAAUUUAUUACAAGAAUCAAACUGCUCACAAUAUAUGGAAAAGGUUCUAGGUAGAUUAAAAGAUGAAGAAAUUCGAUGUCGAAAAUACUUGCACCCAAGUUCAUAUACUAAAGUGAUUCAUGAAUGUCAGCAACGAAUGGUAGCAGACCACUUACAAUUCUUACAUGCUGAAUGUCAUAAUAUCAUUCGACAAGAGAAAAAAAAUGACAUGGCAAAUAUGUAUGUCUUACUCCGUGCUGUGUCCACUGGUUUACCUCAUAUGAUACAGGAGCUGCAAAAUCAUGUCCAUGAUGAGGGCCUAAGAGCGACCAGUAAUCUUACUCAGGAAAAUAUGCCAACACUAUUUGUGGAGUCAGUUUUGGAAGUACAUGGUAAAUUUGUUCAGCUUAUCAACACAGUUUUGAAUGGUGAUCAGCACUUCAUGAGUGCAUUGGAUAAGGCUCUUACGUCAGUUGUAAAUUACAGAGAACCCAAGUCUGUUUGCAAAGCUCCUGAAUUGCUUGCUAAGUACUGUGACAACUUACUAAAGAAAUCAGCAAAGGGGAUGACUGAGAAUGAAGUGGAGGACAAACUUACCAGCUUCAUUACUGUUUUCAAAUAUAUCGAUGAUAAGGAUGUUUUUCAAAAGUUCUAUGCAAGAAUGCUGGCGAAACGUUUAAUUCACGGGUUAUCUAUGUCUAUGGAUUCUGAAGAAGCCAUGAUCAAUAAAUUAAAGCAAGCAUGUGGUUAUGAGUUUACCAGCAAGCUACAUCGGAUGUAUACAGAUAUGAGUGUCAGUGCUGAUCUCAACAAUAAGUUCAACAAUUUUAUCAAAAAUCAAGACACAGUAAUAGAUUUGGGAAUUAGUUUUCAAAUAUAUGUUCUACAGGCUGGCGCAUGGCCUCUUACUCAGGCUCCUUCAUCUACAUUUGCGAUUCCCCAAGAAUUGGAAAAAAGUGUACAGAUGUUUGAAUUAUUUUACAGCCAGCAUUUCAGUGGAAGGAAACUUACAUGGUUACAUUACCUCUGCACAGGUAAAAUGAACUUAAUUUUAUCUAAUUUAAUGAAAUUUAUCUGCUCUGAUUAUG